Messenger RNA from Mucor mucedo, 1157 nucleotides. RefSeq lists its product as uncharacterized. Lineage: Eukaryota; Fungi; Mucoromycota; Mucoromycetes; Mucorales; Mucoraceae. Gene Ontology annotation, molecular function: protein serine/threonine phosphatase inhibitor activity. The transcript is spliced from 6 exons. The coding region runs from base 37 to 1077 and encodes 346 amino acids. The record is from RefSeq and is a predicted model, not a curated record.
CUUUCUUCUUCAAAAUAAUAUUUUUAAAAAACAAAAAUGAUUCACAGAGAAGGUGUUACAACAGAUAUCAAGGACUGGACAAUGAUUCAAGCUUCCAGUCUAAUCCAAAACCAAAAUGUCAUACAAAUUAAUGGCAGUGUUUCAGUCGAAGAAGCUUGCCAAAUAUUGGUUGACAACAAUAUUUCAUCUGCGCCAGUUUAUGUAGAGGGUGAAAAGGGCCAUUAUGUUGGCAUGUUUGAUUAUGGAGACGUGAUCGCCUAUAUACUUUUAGUUUUGCAUCGUAGACCCGGGCCUAAAGAUUGUAAUGACCCAGUUGAUCUCGAAUCGUUUGAAGUAAAGGAUAUUGUCCGUAGAGCAUUACAAGGUCAAAAGGUUCCCGUUCGCAUGGCAAGCGAUUUGUCACGAAAAAACCCAUUUUAUUCCAUUUUACAAGAAGCUACAUUGAUAUCAGCAGUCGAAAUAUUUGCUUGUGGUACUCACAGGGUCAAUAUAUUAAAACCUGAUGGUGAGAUCGAAGGAAUUUUAUCACAAUCGACCGUGGUAAGAUACCUAUAUGAAAACAGAAAGCAAUUCCCCGAAUUAGAUAAGGCUAUGAGUAAAACUAUUGGCCAAUUGAAACUUGGUGAUGAGCCAGUCAUAGGCGUAGACGCUGACUCUAGUGUUUUGGAUGCACUUUCUUUGAUGAGUACACAUGGCGUCUCCUCUGUUGCAGUGCUUCGAGGGGAUAGAAAUGUCUUGGGAAAUAUUAGUAUGACAGACGUUAAGCAUAUCAUGAAGGGUAAUAACCAUCGAUUGCUGUGGAAGACAUGUUUUCAGUUUGUGAGUCAUAUUAGAACACAGCAAGGGAUUACCGACGGACAAGAUCGUUUACCUGUGUUUGAUGUACACAAAGGUACUUCAUUGGGUUUUACCAUUGCUAAAUUGCUUGCUACAAAAUCACAUCGAGUUUGGGUCACAGACGAAAAGCAUCAAGCCACUGGCGUAGUUUCAUUAACGGAUGUGUCCCGCGUAAUUGCUUCUCUAGUCGGUAUUCAAGUCAAUGAGCGUCGUGCAAGCAUGGCUGUAUUCAAAGUUUGAUUAAUAAUCAAUUCAUUCCAUCCCCAUGUAUUAAAUUCCUCCUUCCCCAUAAAACAUUAUAAAAUCAUCUAUUAGCAGCU